GUAUUGAUGGUUGCUAGCUGGCAAGCUAUGUGGGUGUUCACGUUUCAGCUUUGCAAUGGGCAAAAUCAUAUGAACUUAAUAUUAUUUUCGUGGUAAAUAUAUUCAAAUUUAAUAUUCUGAUGAGACUACAAUGUGGAAAAGAAUCUGCGUAUGAAUACCAAGAGAACAUUCGAUAUGGGGGACGUUCUGGCUUAUGAAGCAGAUCUUCUUGGAAUGGUUAAGGAGUUUCUCAAGUUUGGUGAAUUUGAAGAAACGGUUAAGCAGUUUGAGAAGGAAUGCAAGGCCAAAGGGAAACCAGUUCCGAAGGUUUCGGGGAGCAUCUUGAGCAAUUCUAAAACGUUAAUCAUACAGAAAGACCUCUUCAGCUCCUUUGAAGACGGGGACUGCAAAGUGUUCUUUGAGCUGUGGAACGGGAACAUCCCAUCCGAUGUUCGGGACUUUGACCCUGUGGCACAGAAGCUGGAGUUCUACCUGCACAUCCACUUCGCCAUCUACCCUCUGAAAUACUCUGCAGGAGGACCUGACAGGGUGGAUUUUGAGGACAGGAUCAAGCACUUUAAGCACUACCUGGAGACGAGAGGAGCCGCGCUCAGCCAGACCACCGAGUUCCUUCCCUUCUACGCCCUGCCCUUCGUGCCCAACCCCAUGGUUCACCCGGCCUUCAGAGCCCUCUUCCAGGAGUCGUGGAUGCCGGAGGUGAGGCGAAAGCUGGAGCGAUUUUUGUCAUCGACUCUGAAAGCCUCGAACACUCCCAGGCUGUUCGCUCUGUGCAAGGAGAGCGCAAAAGGAAAUAAAGAGGAGCUGCAGCAGCUGCAGCAGCAGCUAGCCGAAGCGGAGCGGCGGGCAGCCAGCGGCAUGCGGCGGUUCAAUAAGCUGCAGGCCGACUACCACAACCUGAUCGGCGUCACGGCCGAGCUGGUGGACUCCCUGGUGGCCACCAUCAGCGGAAAAAUGAUCUCCCCAGAAUACCUGCAGAGCAUCUGUGUGCGUCUCUUCAGCAGCCAGAUGAGGCACAGCACCGCACAGAGCAUCGACUUCACCAGGCCGGGCACUGGAUAUUACUCUUUGAGCCCAUACAAUGACAAUGAUGAUGGAUAUGCAUCUUCAAUGCUGCGAGCGUCGAUCGCACCUCCCAAAGUGCAGGACGUGCCGUUGCUGCCCUCGCUGGACUAUGAGAAGCUGAAGCGCGACCUGCUGAACGGCACCGACCGGCUCAGAGCGCUGCUGCUGCAGGCGCUGCGAUGGAGGCUGACCCGCUCCCUCCACGGGGAGCAGAGGGACACUGUGCUGCAGGCCUUCAUCAGCAACGACCUCCUGGACUGCUACAGCACAGGCCAGCAGAAGAGCGUGCUUCACCUGCUGAAGUCGAAGAACGAGGUCGUCCGGCAGUACAUGGCCCGGCUCGUCAACGCCUUCGCCUCCGUGUCCGAGGGUCGGGUGUACCUGUCUCAGAUCCCCUCCCUCCUGAGGACCCUGGAGGACACCGUGAGGACCGAGGAGAACGACUCCGUGACCAAAGAGAACGUUCUGGGGGCCCUGCAGAAACUCAGCCUCCGGCGAGCUCAGCAGUCGUGUAUGAUUGAGGACGGGCUGAUUGGCUGGCUGGUGGAGGAGCUGCAGGACUCUGACUGCCUGUCAGACUACACCCUGGUGUACUCAUCCGCCCUGCUAAUGAACCUGUGCCUGCGCACACAAGGUAAGAGGAAGUGUGCUGAGAUCGCGAAACGCGUGCUGAAGGUCCUAACAGACCUCCUGGGACACGAGAACCACGAGAUCCGGCCGUAUGUGAACGGGGCGCUGUACAGCAUCCUGUGUGACCCCACAGUGCGCGAGGAGGCCAGGGAGAUGAGUCUGGAGGAGAUUCUGUGCUGCUACAGUAAGGAGGAGGAUCCUGACCUGCACAGGCAGAUACAGUUCAUCAUCAAACAGCUGCACUCCGAGGAAACGUCUGAAGACGGUGCGGAGUCUGAAGAUGAAGAGGAAGAUGAUAACGACGAGGACGACGCGAUGGAGGCCGACCUGGAUAAGGAGGAAGUUCUGCAGCCGCAGCCCAGAGAACUCUCCGGAGAAUCGCUGCUGACGACCGAGUACCUGGGGAUCAUGACUCACUCUCUGAAGGCUAAGAGGCGGUCAGCGCUGGCGGGUCAGAGCAUCGACGAGCCGCUCCAGCGCCCGGUCACGCCCAGCUCCCAACGGAGCACCUCCGCCCUUGACGGGGAGCAGAGACGGCAGGAGACUCCGCCCACCUCCCGCAGCAGCCCCCGCCCCACCCCUCGAACCUGCAGCCGGCCCAGCUCUGCGGACUCCCUGCACCGAACUCUGGACUCUGAGUGUGACCAGGACCCCACGCUGCACCACCGCGUCGAAGGGCACCCCCUGCAGGGUGGGGAGAAGUACAACGGGCACAUGGACAGCGACUUCAUCCUGGGGUUCGCGAACCGGCCCAAGAUUCCACGUACUCCCGACGGGGGGGGGCAGAGCCCCAGGAGGGGGGGGCGCGUCCCGCCUCUGGCCCCCCAGUUCUGCCAGUCGGGCCCCCAGCAGACCAGCAGGCCCAGCUCUGCGGGGUCCCUGAGCGGAGCUGGCAGGCAGAGCAGCCAGUCACACAGGAAGUGAGGUCCCGCGUCUCUCACCGGCCGCGUCCUUCCCGCCAAUGUCCGCCACGCACGCAGCUUCCUGAAACCCGAGGAGCGGGCCGCACGCGGGGUCGCCGCGGCAACAGCGGCGGUAUGGGGGGGGGGGUCUCGGGGCAGAAAAUAUGCGGGAUUGUCAGGCCCCCCCCCCCCCCCUUCAUCCGCGGCGCGGAGCGAUCCUGCAACCCAACACUCUCGCUGAAUAAUCCAGCGAGCGCUUUCCAUCACCCCCCCCCCCCCCCCCUCGCCCAGGAGCUCUGGGUGUAGCUUUACCACCUCGUCCCCUCCACCCUCCCUCCUUUUCAGCAUUCUCUUCUUUUUUCUCUCUCUCUCUCUCUCUCUCUCUGUUUAAGAGGAGGUUGUAUUUCACUCAUUAUCGCCGUUUUCUCCGUGGAUGUGUCACGGUUGCUGAGGGGAGGAGGGGGGUGGGGCGGGGGGUGGGGCGGGGGGGUGGGGCUUGUUAAGGGUUGGACAUGCCCUGGUGUCGGACGCCGCUGGGAUGACCCCCCGCUGCCUGAUCCUGUUCUGCUUCAUCGGGGACUUGGAUGCCCUGCGAACUCUCAUCGUUUAACACUAAACCCGUCUGCGCGCAUUCUGUCAUUAUACAUAUGUAUGAUAUACGUUUCAGGCUGUAGCUAGUGUCUGCGUAUUCCCACUUUGCAACAUCAUUGUUAUUUAUGAAUUUUAGUAAGUGUUAUGUGUAAUACGUGUUUAAUAAGCUUUUUAUUUAAAUUUUAAUGAGGAACAGUCGUUGGGUCGUUUUCAGCGAACGGGAACAGCGUUUAUUUUAUUGUCAGUAGCGAGAGCUCGCGGGCGCAUUUCGAGCCGUUUGACGGGGCGUUUGACGGGGCUGUGCGCUCAGGCGGGACGGGUCAGGUGCAGCGCAGGUGUGGCACAGGUAUCACCUGUGUGCGUGCUCAGCGUCGCGCUUCCUCUUCGCCCCUUCCCGUCGGUCCCGCCAGCAGCCCUCGCUCGUCGCCCCGCCGCAGUUUAAUUGUCAGAGCCGCACAAUGGAAGCCCCAGUUUCUCAUUCUUCUCUCUCAAUCCGCUGGCAUUUUUAAUACCUUUUGUGUGUUGAAUUUCUGCGAUAUCCGGUGUCUCAUUUUUAGAAAUGAAUUUAGUGCUGACUCAGGCUGUAGAGAAAAUGGCCGUUUGGAAUGGCCUCUGGUAAAGAUUUCUGUGCCGGGAGCUGCUUAUCGUCCGUGUGUGUGUGUGUGUGUGUGUGUGUGUGUGUGUGUGUGUCUGUCUGUCUUUAUUCCAUAUCCUGUUUGUGAAGGGAAUGUCUGUUUUGGCAAAAUGGAUGUUUGCACUGUCUGCUUUAGGCUCUGCUAUAUGGGCCUCCUUAUCGCGCUCCGCGGAGGUCGGCUGUGUUUGUUCUCGUGUGAGUGAAGCUCGCAGUACCCUCGUGUGCCGGACAGGUUUACACCAAUAGCGCAGCAUCGUAGAAUAUCAGCCUAUCAGCCAGGCCUACCAAAGUCACUCUGGCUUGUCUCACAGAUUUGCAUUGGUCAGUGGUACUGGGGGGGAUGUGCAUCACACCCUCUCUGUAGUGUGUAGGAAGAAUAAUGGUUUUGGGCGGCUACAUGUGUAGUUUGACAACAUUCUAUUACUGUUCCAUUCUAAAUUCCGUUUACAUUCUAUUCUACGUUCUGUAAAAAGCACUCUAUGCACUCUCCAUUAAAAAAGGUGCUUUGCUUUUGACUGUUAAUUUGAUUUGAAAUUGGAUUUAAUUUCUGAUUUUAAUGUCAGAAGAAACUUAAAUCAUAUCUCAUUCUGCGGUUACAAACAGCAUUUGCACAGUCAUGCCAGUGCAUUUUUUUUGUCUUUUGUGUGUAUAUGUGUGUUUGUGAUAAUGUGUUUUAAUAACUAUGAAUUGCAUUAUUUUUUACAAUAAAAUUUGUGCAGUAGAAAAAAA
Molecule: messenger RNA, 4548 nt
Organism: Anguilla rostrata (American eel)
Lineage: Eukaryota; Metazoa; Chordata; Actinopteri; Anguilliformes; Anguillidae
Product: lisH domain-containing protein ARMC9
Exons: 26
Coding region: 151-2616 (821 amino acids)
Biological process (GO): cilium assembly
Cellular component (GO): ciliary basal body; centriole; ciliary tip
Source: RefSeq, a predicted model, not a curated record